AUGGAUCUGGUUGAGAAGGAGCACGACAGGCUUCUGAAGAGGGUCAGAACCUCACAGGGCAUCAAUAAUGUUCAGGCCACCAUUGACUUGCUCCAGUCUGCCCGAGACACUAUUGCCGCUGACCCCAACCAGGCAGCGGUGACCUUGGCCAAACUCCAGAAUCCUGUCAAAGCAUCCUUCAAUGCAAUCAACGACAGUUUGAAAGAGACCCACGGCGGCCUCAACAAGUACACCAAGUCUCUUGAUAAGAUCUUCAAAGAUAGGCCCCUUCCAAGCACCGAACACGAUGCCCUCUCCGAACAAGAACAUUUAAUCAACCGCGCCAUCGCCAUGCACCUUCUCCGCGAAGGCCAAUUCUCCGUUGCAGCCACCUUUCUCUCCGAAAUCGCCGAGAAGAAAGCCCUUAUGCAGCACUGCGAGUCCUCCUCCUCCGCCUCUCCCGAACCAGCCAGCCUCUUGAACCUCGAUGAGGUUCCGUCCCAUGAGAUCCGCAAAGAGUUCGCCUCGAUGUACUACAUCCUCUCUCAAAUGAAAGAGCGCAAGAACCUCCUCCCUGCUAUCGAAUGGUCUCGCGAGAACCGCGAGGCACUGGAAGCCCGCGGCAGCAAUUUGGAAUUCGAGCUGUGUCGCUUGCAGUUCGUCUGGCUCUAUCAUGGCGAGUCGGAAAACCCGGGGGGAAACCAUGUCCCCGGGAACUGGCGCGCAGCGACGGCAUACGCCAAGCGUGAAUUCCACACCUUUCUACCGCGAUAUCUCCGCGAGGUACAGCAGUUGAUGGGCGCGAUGGCCUUUUGCCCGAACUUGCAGGGCUCGCCUUAUUCGGCGAUUUUCAACAAUUCGUCGGCGUGGGAUGACGUAGCCCAGUUCUUCACUCGCGAGUUCUGCUCGCUGCUGGGGUUGUCGGCGGACUCGCCGCUUUACAUUGCCACGACUGCCGGGGCGAUUGCGCUGCCUACUCUGCUUAAGCUGCAGACAAUUAUGAAGGCGAAGCGCACCGAGUGGACGAGCGAUAACGAGCUACCGGUCGAAAUUCCACUCCCACCUUCAUACCUCUUCCACUCAAUCUUUGUUUGUCCCGUUUCCAAGGAGCAGGCGACUGAUGAGAACCCGCCUAUGAUGAUGCCUUGCGGGCACGUCAUUGCGGAAGAGUCCCUCAAGCGACUCAGCAAGGGCAGCCGGUUCAAGUGCCCCUACUGCCCGAACGAAAGCCACAUGAAAGACGCCCGAAAGGUGUUCCUCUGA
Penicillium daleae is the source of this 1242-nucleotide messenger RNA. Its product is annotated as ubiquitin-protein ligase RMD5. Gene Ontology annotation, biological process: proteasome-mediated ubiquitin-dependent protein catabolic process. Gene Ontology annotation, cellular component: cytoplasm; GID complex; nucleus. The record is from RefSeq and is a predicted model, not a curated record. NCBI's taxonomy places the organism in Eukaryota, Fungi, Ascomycota, Eurotiomycetes, Eurotiales, Aspergillaceae. Bases 1 to 1242 code for a protein of 413 amino acids. The transcript is spliced from 4 exons. Gene Ontology annotation, molecular function: protein binding; ubiquitin protein ligase activity.